AUGAGAAGAAAUCAAGGUGAGGGCACCAACUUUGUGCUGGGGACAUGGGUGGCACCUCUGGCUCACCAGGAGCCAGCCAAGAAGGCCAGUGGCCUCCUGGGGGGUGUCAAGAAGAGCGUGGCCAGCAGGUACACCAAGAUGAAAACAGCCACCAACAUCUACAUCUUCAACCUGGCCCUGGCAGACGCCCUGGCCACCAGCACCCUGCCCUUCCAGAGCACCAAGUACCUGAUGGAGACCUGGCCCUUUGGGGAGCUGCUCUGCAAAGUUGUCCUCUCCAUUGACUACUACAACAUGUUCACCAGCAUCUUCACCCUGACCAUGAUGAGCGUGGACCGCUACGUGGCCGUGUGCCACCCGGUCAGGGCCCUGGACUUCCGCACACCAGCCAAGGCCAAGGUCAUCAAUGUCUGCAUCUGGGUGCUCUCCUCCUUCAUCGGGGUGCCCAUCAUGGUCAUGGCAGUCACCAAGUCAAAAGGCAAGUGGCUCCUGGGGAAAAGUCCCUCUCCUGUCCCAUCUGGUCAUGACCGGAACCUGCGGCGCAUCACGCGCAUGGUGCUGGUGGUGGUGGCAGCCUUCAUCAUCUGCUGGGCCCCCAUCCACAUCUUCGUCAUGGUCUGGACGCUGGUGGACAUAGACAAGAAGAACCCCUACGUGGUGGCCGCUCUGCACGUCUGCAUCGCCCUGGGCUACACCAACAGCAGCCUCAACCCCGUCCUUUACGCCUUCCUGGAUGAGAACUUCAAGAGGUGCUUCCGAGAGUUCUGCCUCCCCUUCCGAGCCCGGGUGGGUCAGACCAGCUUCUCCAGGAGCAGGAACACCGUGAGGGAGCACGUGUCCACCUGCACCCCCUCGGAAACCCGCACCAAUCCGGCCUGA
Molecule: messenger RNA, 879 nt
Organism: Chaetura pelagica (chimney swift)
Lineage: Eukaryota; Metazoa; Chordata; Aves; Apodiformes; Apodidae
Gene: OPRD1
Product: opioid receptor, delta 1
Exons: 3
Coding region: 1-879 (292 amino acids)
Biological process (GO): neuropeptide signaling pathway; G protein-coupled opioid receptor signaling pathway
Cellular component (GO): neuron projection; membrane
Molecular function (GO): G protein-coupled enkephalin receptor activity; neuropeptide binding
Source: RefSeq, a predicted model, not a curated record